AUGACUCUACGGUCUUUUCGACGUCUAGUCAGCAUCUUGUUCGUGCUUUUUCUGUCAUGCCCUUCGUUUUUGGCUGCUGGACCCGUACGGAGAAGACGACGCACCACGAGCACACGAAGAAGAACGAACCAGUACGAGUUUGUACUUCAGCCUGGUCGUGUCUCCAAUGACGAGCCCAAAAUCGACAGCAACAAGGACAACAGUGAUCAGAAUGAAGAUGAAAGCGGCUUCUGGGACAAGUACGUCAACGGCAUCGUCUCGAGCAGCAUUGUUCCCACGCCUCCCCCCACACCGUCACCUACAAAGGCUCCAACCCCAGUACCCACAAAAGCUCCAACUGUAGCACCAACUAUUGCGCCUUCCUCAACUCCAUCCGACGUACCGUCCGACGUCCCAUCCGAUGUCCCAUCCGACGUUCCCUCCGAGGCACCGUCAUCAGCACCCACAGGAGUUUGCUUCGUAGAGGUCGAUAUCAGCUGCACAGGACCGGACGGGCUCGAUUGUACCAGAAUCAAAUCUCCUGGAGGGCCCUCGUGCACGGUGAACGGACCGCCCCGAACACUGCGCUUCGAGCUAUUGCCGUACACAAACUGCCAAGAUGGCAUCAAUUCACAGCAACAGCAAUCACAAGGCGAUGCUGUCUGCAAGGACUUGUCGUCAACAACGCCAAACUUUGAAAGCGUCGAUGUUUCGUGUUUUUCCAGUGUGGAUGGAACUUGGGAUGCCUUUCAACAAAACGUACGAACUGGGGACAGUUUUGCCAUCAACGCCAACCGCGGAGAGUCGCUACCAGAUGAAAUCACAUGUCUCUUUGCAUCUUCUGGAAAGUCCAAUCCGGAACAAUCCAUUACGAUGGACUUGUCGGGAGAUCAGGAUCUCUUUUUGCAAGAUACAUUUGGCAGCGUCCAGCUCGAAGCCUGUGAUGAGUACGAUUGCAUGAUCCCCGUAACUUACGAAUACACGGUCGUCAAUUCGGGAGCUACCGACGCCACAGUGACAGUGUUUGAACGGGAACGAGAAGGAGAGGAAACCUUGGAUCUGAUGCCAGGUUUGGAUCCUUCGGUUAUCGAAUCGGGAGAGACAGGGUCUUCCCUGGAAACCGAGUUGGUCAACUACUGCCAGGAUUCUGUCGCGGUUACGACCGUCUCGAUCGUGGCAGAACCACCCAAGGGAGAACCAUGUCCCGCCACUGCCUCGUAUCAGUUUGAAACGCAAGUAGGCUGUCGGGUUGACGUGGACAUUGCGUGUACUAACGAAAUGGGCACCGAGUGUCGUGAGAUUGAAACCCCUGAUGGAACUUGCGGCGGAGACGGACGACCCGUCGAAGUAUUGCGAUUCACCUAUCAACCAAGCACCUGUGAAGAAAGUAGACCCACGCACAGUCAGCCCGAUGCGUUGUGUCGGGACUUGGUACCGCUUCCUCAGGACGGUAGUCCAGUCUCGAUUGACUGUGUGGAUGCAUCGGAUGGUGGUGCUACUCUUGUCGUUGAAGAGGGAGAGGCUGCAACGCCCGGUGGCAUGAUUAUGAUUAUGAGUCCAAGUGUGGAGGCACUGCCUGCGCAGGUUCGCUGUCAAAUUAGCAAUGGAUCGACUGUUUACCAGGAAUUCACCUUUUUCACCACCAAUGGUAGCGAAGGGGUGCCACUCAAGACCAAGGACCAGUUCGGUAGUCUGCAGCUGGAAGCUUGUACGGAUAGUAACGGUCUGGGGCCUGACUGUAUUCAGAUUGUCGAAUACGUCUACGAGAUCAACAAUGUUGGCCAAAACGACAUGGAUCUCACAGAUUUGGAACGAACGCGAAACAACGAAACUGUUUCUCUGGUCAGCCUCCUCGAAGUCACCAACCUCAAGCCCGGCGAGUCUACCAGGGUAUUUGAAAGUGACGUUGUCGACGUGUGUGAGCAAGAAGCAUUCGAGACGCAGGUUCUGGUGAAUGCUGAUCCCGAGAAUGGACUUGUGUGCUUCGACCAAGACGAGUACACAUUCGAGGUCAAUCCACCGUGUGCUCUCUUUGUGGAAAUGAUAUGUCUCGUGGACGGCCUCGAUUGUGCAUCCACGUUGCAGGGCGAGCAGCUAGUUGAAUGUCAAUGUGCAGAGGGUUGUACCACACAACUGAUCUACCGAUACACUGGAAGUAUGUGCGGCGAGAACGCUGACGCUGACGAGUGUGCGGAUCAACUAGCGAACCCGGAAACAGCAAACAUUGUCUUUCAAAGUGACGGCGAGACUUACUUUGAAGGUACAGUCAAAACCGGAGAGGAUGUCGUGAUUUCAACUACCAGCCCUGGAGAAUGUUUGCCAGAAGAAUUUGAGGUUGCAGUUUCGGACGGCGAGGAUGUGGCACAAGUGUUACAGCUUGACUCGUCUUGCGCAGAUGGCCGCAUCACCUUACUGGAAACUGUCGGAGCUUUUGAGUUUGCUGGCUAUACUUGUGAAGAAGGAAUUCCACACAACUGUUAUGCAGAUGUCGAAUUUUCAGUGAUGAUAACAGGUGUCGGAACAGUUGGACAGGACAUAUCAACUUUGGAGAUAAUCAUCGAUGAUGAAACCGUUCCAACAAGUGUGACUCUUCCUUCUUCCCUUGGUGCUCAGGAAACCUACACAGAACAAACAGAAAUGGAAGUUGAGCUCACCAAGCGCAUCACCAAGUUCUGCACCUAG
This is a messenger RNA of Seminavis robusta, 2661 nucleotides long. The record is from the annotation of a GenBank genome assembly. NCBI's taxonomy places the organism in Eukaryota, Bacillariophyta, Bacillariophyceae, Naviculales, Naviculaceae.